This is a messenger RNA of Wasmannia auropunctata (little fire ant), 287 nucleotides long. RefSeq lists its product as uncharacterized. The record is from RefSeq and is a predicted model, not a curated record. The coding region runs from base 24 to 287 and encodes 87 amino acids. The transcript is spliced from 2 exons. NCBI's taxonomy places the organism in Eukaryota, Metazoa, Arthropoda, Insecta, Hymenoptera, Formicidae.
AUUCCGAAUGUUGACUGUGGCAUAUGGUGAAGCUACCUUGGACCGAAGCAGUUUAUCGGUGGUACAAAAUGUUCUCAGAGGGCCGAGAAGAUGUGAACGACGAAGAGCGUGCCGGAGGCCCGAACACGUCAACAACGAAAACAGACGAAAACAUUGAUGAAGUGAAGAAAAUAGUAUUGGCCAAUCGUCGAAUCACCGUUAGAGAAGUUGCUGAGGACCUAAACAUAUCGAUUGAUUCAUGCCAUUCGAUUUUUACCAAUGAUUUGGAACGUUUCAUGGUGUAUUAA